AUGGUCAACCUGAGGAAAGACAGUGAUCUGACCUCAGCCGUCCGCGACCCAAACGCCCUCUUCCAACUACCCAUGUCUGCCGUCGGCGAUGAACCGAGGACGGCAGCGGCGGUGGCAGCCCCACCACCGCCGCCCUCUGCGACCGUGGCGCCCUCGGACAACACAAACAUCGCCGGCGAACAUGGCCGACCUCAUUCCCCAACCCCCUCCUGCUCCUCCUCCUCUUCCUCCAGCUUUCCCCUCCCCACGCUCCGUCUCGAGGUCCGCGACGUGAUGCACCCUGGGGCUCACCGCUUUCUUUCGCGCGUCGACGCCUCCACCACCCUCCCGACAGCCGUUGGCAACGUCCAGCGCAUACUGUACAACACCCCCAAGGAUCACACCACGCACCUGCCGCCCACGCGCUCCGUGACACUCAUCCUGCGAGACAUGGACGGCGUCGCCUACACCACCGGCAGCGAGCUCGACUCAGACCACAAAGAGAUACACUUUUCGCUAGACUACAUCGAGAGCAUCCGCAAGCGAGACAAGUGCAGCGGCGACGAGGACGACGGGAUCGCACACGAGAUCGUCGGCGUCAUCACCCACGAGCUGGUGCACUGCUACCAGUGGGACGCCAAGGGCACCUGCCCGGGCGGUCUGAUAGAGGGGAUUGCCGACUUUGUGCGGCUGCGGUGCGGGCUUUCGCCUCCCCACUGGGAAAAGGACUUGGAAGGGAGCUGGGAUCGCGGAUAUCAGCACACGGCCUAUUUCCUUGACUACCUGGAGCGCAGAUUUGGCGACGGAACAGUCCGCAAGAUCAACGAAGGGCUGAGGGCUAGUAAGUAUGAGGAGAAGCGCUUUUGGACCGAGAUGGUCGGGCGCCCGGUCGAGCAGCUAUGGGGAGACUAUGUGAAGGCUUCUAAAUGUGAUGAGGCUCCAGCAGUAGUAGAAACAGCCAAGACCGUUGCGUAA
Pyricularia grisea is the source of this 954-nucleotide messenger RNA. RefSeq lists its product as uncharacterized. The coding region runs from base 1 to 954 and encodes 317 amino acids. The record is from RefSeq and is a predicted model, not a curated record. Lineage: Eukaryota; Fungi; Ascomycota; Sordariomycetes; Magnaporthales; Pyriculariaceae. The transcript has a single exon.